Molecule: messenger RNA, 1909 nt
Organism: Lactuca virosa
Lineage: Eukaryota; Viridiplantae; Streptophyta; Magnoliopsida; Asterales; Asteraceae
Source: the annotation of a GenBank genome assembly
AAAUGAUAUUUCGCAGCCGAAGCCCGCAGGCGAUGCAGUUCCGCAGUUCGGAAGUGUACCUUGUUCGCCAAGGUGAUAUCCUGUUCAGACCUCAGCUCACAGAUUUGCUAGAAUCUAGAUGCGCUCGACCUCCUGUCUGAUAUUCACAUUAUCUUCUAUACAAUUGCACCCACGCCUAUUUUCUCAUUGAAUGGUCGCCAUCUACGAUCUUUUUUGCUAAGAUUUCGUCUGAUUGUAGUUUCAUUCUAGGGUUUUUCUUCCUCGCGUUCUGUCAGAAGAGUUACUGGGUUUAAUUCUACUAUAUCAUCGGAGCUGGGCGUGAAGGAUGAACGGGAUAAGUUUCGGCGUAGAGGUGUCGAAGCCGGAGGAGACGAGUGUGAAAGAGGAUUGGUUGACAAUUUUGAAGGGAUUAGAACGUGAAGAAAUCGAGGAGGUGUUGUCUCAUACUUUUUGCGAUCGUUGCAAGGUUAAUUUGCAUGCCCGAGUGCAAUCCGUUGCUAACCGAAAACGCACAAAAAAACUAUCAAUAUCAAGUCCAGAUUCCACCAUCUUAAAUCCCGAUAAAUAUGCAGAAUCUUACACCACAAGUAUUCAAGAAUCUUCAAUCAAGAGUGAUUCAUAUAAAACUCCAGAAAACAUUCACACAAGAAACCAGAAACGCUAUUCUAACAAGUUCUCCCCCGCAUCAGUGAACAACAAACACCUGUCUUCAUCAACACAAUCAAAAUCUAAUAAAUCAUUGGAUGAUGGAAUACAUGGAGUCUCAUCUAUGGAAGAUGACUUACAGUCUGAUGAGCAGAAAGAAAUGGCGAGGUUUAGAAAUAUUGGAAGGAAGAUCAACUUUGUACACUUUGAGAGGGUUUAUGGGAAGAACGUGAAUGUUCUUCAAGGCCUUGAACUCCACACUCAAGUCUUUAAUCUUGAGGAGCAAAAAAAGAUUGUUGAAUCUGUUUAUGAGUUUCAGCGUUUGGGCCAAAAGGGUCGACUUAGAGCACGAACAUAUACCGAACCUACAAAGUGGAUGCGAGGCAAAGGGCGCAUUACAAUUCAAUUUGGUUGUUGCUAUAAUUAUGCAGUGGAUAAAAAUGGAAACCCACCGGGCAUAAUUAGAGAAGAAGAAGUGGACCCUCUACCUCCAGUAUUCAAACAAAUGAUAAAGAGAAUGGUUAGGUGGCAUGUUCUCCCUCCAACAUGUAUCCCCAAUAGUUGCAUUGUGAAUAUAUACGAAGAAGGCGAUUGCAUUCCUCCACAUAUUGAUCACCAUGACUUUGUUAGACCAUUUUGCACCACAUCAUUCUUAACCGAAUGCAACAUAUUAUUCAGUUCAAGCCUCAAGAUCGCGGGUCCCGGAGAAUUCACGGGGCCCGUUUCCAUACCCUUACCUGUCGGAUCCGUGCUGAUAUUGAAUGGUAACGGUGCUGACGUGGCGAAACAUUGCGUCCCUGCUGUUCCCGCCAAAAGGAUUUCGAUUACUUUUAGGAAGAUGGAUGAGAGUAAGAUUCCAUAUGGAUAUGUAGCGAAUCCCGAGCUACAUGGUGUUCGGCCUCUUUCUCUUUCUCUGAAGGCAUCACCAUCACCAUCACCAUCAGCAUCAGUUUUAUCACAAACAGAAGAAACAUCUCCGCCUUCUCCACCUCCUCGUGUUGUUUCAAAGCCCAAGGCUCCGGCUUUUGUUGGUGGAGAAAAUGAUUUCCCACCUUUAGGACUAGCUCUACAAAGGUGUUCUAACAAGAAUGUUUCUAAGGCUUGAGGUUUUUAUUUUUUUAUUUUUUAGGUAGUGUCUGUUUAAGCUUAUUAUUUAUUGUGUUGUGUUUGUUACAAUAAUACUUGAAUAGGGGAGGGAGGCCAACUUAUUUUUUCUAUGUUCGAUAGUAUAGACUAAUGGAAUAAUCAGGGUUAUUGUGGGUGU